CCUCCUGCGGAAGCCGGGAGACCCCGGGUGCGCGGGGUGUGUGCGUGGCGGGGGGCGUCCAGGGCUAGUUUUGCACCGCAAGGAGGAGUGCGAGUGCGUGUGCGAGCACGAGUGAGGGGCCGCAGGGGUGUCUCCUGGACCCCGCAGGACGCGCCGCUGCCCGCCGAGCGCCCCGCGCUCUCCCCGUCGGUCGGGCCCGCGGCGGCUGCCACCCUGCCCGGCGGUCACGUGCGGACGACGGCCCGGCCGGGACUCCGGCACCGACCCCGCCUUCGCCUUCGCCUUCGCCGCCGCCGCAGCAGCACCCCGAGAGUAACCAAGAGGGCAAGAGGAGACAGAGAAGAAGAGAGAAGCAGACCCUUGCAGUGCUCAUCACCCCCUGUGAAGCUUUUCCUGUGCAGCACUUUCAUCUGGACCUUUCCUGCCUGCUGAACAGAUGCUUGAGGCCUGCAGGUAGUCUCCAGACGGCAACGCACCUGCGGCACCAUCCUUCCUGCCGGCUGCGGCUGCUAGGAGCCCAUGCGCUGGAACAAUGAACGGGGAACAGCAGCCUGAUGCAGAUGCUGGAUCUGGAGUGGAGGAGGUGGAGCUGAACUGGGAAGAUUACCUGGAAGAGACGGGCUCUACGGCAGCACCUUAUGGGUCUUUUAAGCAUGUGGACACGCGUCUGCAAAAUGGCUUUGCUCCUGGGAUGAAAGUGGAGGUGACAGUGAAGACGGACCCUGAAACCUACUGGGUGGCGACCGUCAUAACCGCCUGUGAGCAGCUGCUGCUCCUCCGCUACGCUGGCUACGGGGAGGACAGGCGGGCGGACUUCUGGUGUGACAUCAGGAAGGCCGGCCUCUACCCCAUUGGCUGGUGCGAGCAGAACAACAAGACCCUCGAAGCCCCAGAAGGCAUCAGAGACAAAGUACCAAACUGGGGGGAGUUUCUGCAGCAGACCCUGGUUGGAGCAUGUAGUCCACCUGUCUCACUGCUAGAGGGCCUUCGUAAUGGGAGGAAUCCUUUAGAUCUCAUUGCUCCUGGCUCCAGACUAGAAUGUCAAGCUUCCCGGGACUCUUUAAGCACUUGGAUCGUUACCGUAGUAGAAAACAUUGGGGGGAGACUGAAACUGCGUUAUGAAGGGCUUGAGAGUUGUGACAAUUUUGAACAUUGGUUGUAUUACUUGGAUCCAUUUCUUCAUCAUGUUGGCUGGGCUGCUCAACAAGGCUAUGACCUCCAGCCCCCAUUAGCCAUCAGACAUCUUAAAAAUGAAGCUGAAUGGCAAGAGAUCUUGGCCAAAGUGAAAGAAGAGGAGGAAGAGCCAACACCAUCCUACUUAUUUAAGGACAAACAAGUUAUUAGCACUCAUUUAUUCUCUGUAAAUAUGAAAUUGGAAGCGGUGGACCCUUGGUCUCCUUUUGGAAUCUCUCCUGCUACAGUUGUUAAGGUUUUUGAUGAAAAGUACUUUCUGGUGGAAAUGGAUGAUUUACGACCAGAGACUCGUGCACGGCGAUCUUUCGUGUGUCAUGUCGACAGUCCUGGUAUUUUCCCAGUGCAGUGGAGCCUCAAGAAUGGUUUACAUAUCAGCCCCCCUCCUGGAUACCCUGGCCAGGACUUUGAUUGGGCCGACUACCUCAAACAGUGUGGUGCUGAAGCUGCUCCUCAGAGGUGCUUUCCUCCGUCAGUGUCUGAGCAUGAAUUUAAGGAGAACAUGAAGCUUGAGGCAGUGAACCCCCUUCUCCCUGAAGAAGUGUGUGUCGCCACCAUCACUGCAGUGAGAGGUUCUUACCUGUGGCUCCAGCUGGAGGGUUCUAAGAAGCCCAUACCUGAAUGUAUUGUGAGUGUGGAUUCCAUGGACAUAUUUCCUCUGGGCUGGUGUGAAACCAACGGCCAUCCGCUCAGCACUCCUCGACGAGCACGUGUGUGCAAGCAGAGGAAAAUUGCAGUGGUUCAGCCAGAAAAACAAAUACCAUCGUCAAGGACUGUCCGUGAAGGCCUGAAGAGUCAGGAGCUGAACUCCCCAGAUGCAGUCAUGAUUAAUGGAAAAUAUUGCUGUCCAAAGAUAUACUUCAACCACCGUUGCUUCUCAGGGCCGUAUCUUAACAAAGGAAGAAUUGCCGAGCUUCCUCAGUGUGUAGGACCCGGGAAUUGUGUUUUGGUCCUUAGAGAGGUCCUCACACUGCUUAUCAACGCAGCCUAUAAGCCCAGUCGUGUCCUUCGGGAGCUGCAGCUGGACAGAGACUCUGUGUGGCAUGGAUGCGGGGAAGUCCUCAAGGCCAAAUACAAAGGAAAAAGUUACCGGGCUACUGUUGAGAUAGUCAAAACAGCAGACCGGGUAACUGAAUUCUGUCGUCAGACCUGCAUCAAACUGGAGUGCUGUCCUAAUCUCUUCGGUCCUCGGAUGGUUCUGGAUAAGUGUUCUGAGAACUGCUCUGUACUCACAAAGACCAAAUACACACACUAUUACGGGAAGAAGAAAAAUAAAAGAAUCGGGAGGCCACCCGGUGGGCAUAGUAACUUAGCAUGUGCCCUGAAAAAAGCCAGUAAGAGGAGGAAGCGGCGGAAAAAUGUUUUUGCUCAUAAGAAGAAACGGUCCCCUGCAUCUGUUGAUAAUACCCCUGUGGGCUCUCCCCAGGGAAGUGGCGGGGAAGAGGAGGAUGACCCCGAUGAAGGGGACGAGGACUCCCUGAGCGAGGGCAGCACCUCUGAGCAGCAGGACGAGCUGCAGGAAGAGUCCGAAAUGUCAGAGAAGAAGUCCUGCUCCUCGUCCCCCACCCAGAGCGAGCUGUCCACCUCACUGCCUCCAGACAGACAGGGGAGGAAACGAGACCUUCGCACCUUCUCAUUUUCCGACGAUGAGAACAAACCUCCUUCACCAAAGGAAAUAAAGAUUGAAGUUGCUGAAAGACUUCACCUGGACAGCAACCCUCUGAAGUGGAGCGUGGCAGACGUCGUGCGGUUCAUCAGGUCCACCGACUGUGCUCCGUUGGCGAGAAUAUUCCUAGACCAGGAAAUUGACGGGCAGGCCCUGUUGCUCCUCACCCUGCCUACUGUUCAAGAGUGCAUGGACUUAAAACUGGGCCCUGCCAUCAAACUUUGCCAUCACAUAGAGAGGAUCAAGUUUGCUUUUUAUGAGCAGUUUGCCAACUGAGGAGGACAACCAAAGUGAGCUGUAUGUCUGCAGCACGAAUGCAGCAAGCCCUUCACCUGCUCUCCAAGUGGGGCUGAAGCGGUCCUGGGGCGGGGGCCCUGCAGGAGUCAGCUCGCUCUCUUUGCACUUUCAGGGAAGGUGGGCCCACACUGAGGAAGCAAAACUGCGCACACGCGGCUUUCCUGCCAGUGGGACUGGGCACCUCUCGGUCCGCAGAUUGCAGUUUUUGAAAAAUCAAGUUUGUGAAGAAAAGAGUCUUGCAUAAGAAGAACGAGCAUUUCCAGUGAGGUGGCCCGGAGACGGAGAAGAGCCUAGGCUGUUGCCAAGCACCCUGUGGGCUUUCUUCUUGUUUUGCUCCUUCCCACUCUAGACUGAACUCUGUUCUCUGCUUUCUCUUUCUCGGAAAGAGAGGACGCAGCUUUACAUUAGCACUGACUUGGGACUCUGCCUCAGGCACGUCAGUGCUUCAUUUUUGUGUUUUUAAGCUUUUUAAAAUUAAAACAGUUCAUUUGGGGGAUGAUGACGUGACUCUAGGGCUUUGACUGUACAGUCACACUUUGAUCCAUUUAAAAAUCUAUUCUUACAAAUUCCUUUGUUUACUACCUCUGUUAAUAGUCGAGCUUAUAACCAUGUAUGAGGUUUUUUUGUAGUAUGCCAUUUUUAAGCUACACGAAUACUAAGCAACAGCGACAAGUCAAA
Molecule: messenger RNA, 3832 nt
Organism: Erinaceus europaeus (western European hedgehog)
Lineage: Eukaryota; Metazoa; Chordata; Mammalia; Eulipotyphla; Erinaceidae
Gene: SFMBT1
Product: Scm like with four mbt domains 1
Exons: 22
Coding region: 533-3133 (866 amino acids)
Biological process (GO): regulation of DNA-templated transcription
Cellular component (GO): nucleus
Molecular function (GO): histone binding; transcription corepressor activity
Source: RefSeq, a predicted model, not a curated record